AUGGCCCGCCGCGGCGACAGGGUCAGAGAACGGAGAACCCUUACCCCCCUGUCUUUCUGCCCCAGUCUACCUGCCAAGCUGAUAAACGGAGGGGUAGCCGGGUUCGUCGGCGUCACCUGCGUGUUCCCCAUCGACCUGGCCAAGACCCGGCUGCAGAACCAGAAGACCGGCCCGGUGCUCUACACGUCAAUGUCUGACUGCCUGAUCAAAACCGUCCGCUCUGAGGGCUGCUUCGGCAUGUACAGAGGCGCGGCGGUGAACUUGGCCCUCGUCACGCCGGAGAAAGCCGUCAAGCUGGCUGCUAACGACCUGUUCAGACGUCUCCUGCCCAGGGACGGGCACAAGCCGGGAGUUGUGGGAGAGAUGCUGGCGGGCUGCGGGGCGGGCGUGUGUCAGGUCAUCAUCACCACGCCCAUGGAGAUGCUGAAGAUCCAGCUGCAGGACGCAGGGAGGAUAGAGGCUCAAAGAAGGCGGCUGUCCCGGCAAGAUGAAGCGUCUCGCUGCCGUCCAGGAGAGACCAAGUCUCCCACCGCCACACAGAUUACUGGGGAGUUACUGAGGACCAAGGGCAUUUCGGGGCUCUACAGGGGCCUCGGAGCGACGCUGCUGAGGGAUGUGCCGUUCUCCAUCAUCUACUUCCCACUGUUUUCCCACCUGAACAGCGCCGGUGGGUGUGGAGUCGAUGGCCGUGCACCCUUCUACUGGUCCUUCCUGUCAGGCUGCUUCGCCGGUAGCACUGCCGCUGUGGUCGUUAACCCUGCAGAUGUCAUCAAAACCAGACUCCAGUCUUCGACAAAGGGGAACCAGGGAGACGUCUACAACGGAGUGACAGACUGCGUCAGGAAAAUUUUAAGAAAUGAGGGUCCCUCCGCCUUCCUGAAGGGGGCGUACUGCCGUGCCCUGGUCAUCGCCCCGCUAUUUGGCAUCGUGCAAGUUGUGUACUUUCUGGGAGUGGGAGAGCGCCUCCUUGGCAUCUCGCUUCCACUGCAGAACUGAUCCAGCUAGCGGGGAACAGCGCUGCGGGGAACUCUGCCUCUGAUUGGUUAGGGUGGGGUUGGCGUUAGCCAAUCAGAGGCAUGCGAACUCUUUCGUCACACGGAAGUUGGACGUAAAGUUGGGUGGAAAAAUGAUAGACGUGAUCCGGUACUUCCACCAAGUGGUUUCACAGCAGUUUUCAAGGUCCACGCGUGGCUGGGAGUGGAGAAAGUCCUCAUGUAGCGCCUGUGCUCAUGUAGCUGUAGAUUAAUCCCUCAAUCUCAAAACUUUUAUCCAAGAUAUUCCAGCAUGCUAGGAAACCACAUUACUUAUCUUAUGGCAUUCCUGUAAUGUGUCAAGUUAUUGACACGUAGCUGUUUUCUGUGAUUUAUAACUGAUCUGGACCGUAGACACCGAUUUCCUGUGUUACAUCUUGUAGUCCAGUAAAAUGACUUGA
Messenger RNA from Lampris incognitus (smalleye Pacific opah), 1432 nucleotides. It is a transcript of the gene slc25a22b, whose product is annotated as solute carrier family 25 member 22b. The record is from RefSeq and is a predicted model, not a curated record. The transcript is spliced from 10 exons. Gene Ontology annotation, biological process: malate-aspartate shuttle; L-glutamate transmembrane transport; aspartate transmembrane transport. NCBI's taxonomy places the organism in Eukaryota, Metazoa, Chordata, Actinopteri, Lampriformes, Lampridae. Gene Ontology annotation, molecular function: L-glutamate transmembrane transporter activity; L-aspartate transmembrane transporter activity. The coding region runs from base 1 to 996 and encodes 331 amino acids.